AGGCGCAGUACGGAAACCGAUUAGCGAGGGAGAAGCAGGGAGAAGACCACUCCGAGACCCCGUGCAACAACAACCCGGGGCAACCAGGGCGGCUCUCAGUCGAACAAAGCGGGCGUCGGCAUUUACCGAUAGCCUCAGUUGAACGGCGAUUGCAGCUGUGUCAGACGUGAACACGUUUCACCAAGGACGAACAGGAUCGCAGCCUGUCGUUCUCAAAAAUUUCCGAUCCGAUGGAGGAACUACAGUGUUCCGUGCUGGACGGUCAAGAUUCCGCAGACCACAUGAUCCUGAUCGAGAUGGAACCGGCGGAAGACCUCGAGGCGAGCACCAGCGCAGAGAACACCGUCGCGGUGUCUCCCGUGCCAAACAUCGUGAGGAACGGAGGCAUAGAGUGGGGCGACACAGACACCAAGGUCCUGCUAGACUACUACAAGCGCUACCUGCCCCAGAUUGGGCCCUUCAAGACCUUCCGCUCCAAGCGUGAGAUGUACAAGAAGAUCGCCAAGGACAUCCUCCGGCUGACCGGGCACACGCGCACGCCCGAGCAGUGCGAGAACCGCUACAAGACGGUGCUCAAGCGCCGCAAGGCCCCCGGCUGGCACCGGCGCAACAUAGCAGUGAGCCCCCGCAUCGCGCGCUACGAAGAGGAGCUGGCGCGGAUACGGGCGCUGCGGGACUCCCUCGACGCGGAGCUGCUGCCGCCCAAGCCGGCUUUGACGGGUCGGACUACGACGAGGGCAGCGACGGCGAGGGUGGCGGAAGACAGCGUGGCGGAAGAGGACGACGUCAUGGCGACGCCGGCGAGUCCGCGCAUGCGCCGACGGCCCGUGCACGUGCGAGCCUUCCUGGAAAUGAUGCGGGACCUGCACCAGGAGAGGGAGAAGGGAAGGGAGGAGCGGGAGAGGAGGCGGGACCAGAGGCACACCGAGAAAAUGCAGCUGCUGCGGAGGGCGCUGGCGCUGCUCGAGAUGGACAGGAUGGUCUCGCAGGCCACGCAGACGUAGCCUCGCCGCAAGCGCGGCGAAGAAUAAACGGUUUUAGAGA
Molecule: messenger RNA, 1044 nt
Organism: Ixodes scapularis (black-legged tick)
Lineage: Eukaryota; Metazoa; Arthropoda; Arachnida; Ixodida; Ixodidae
Exons: 4
Coding region: 231-1004 (257 amino acids)
Source: RefSeq, a predicted model, not a curated record